Molecule: messenger RNA, 1085 nt
Organism: Cygnus olor (mute swan)
Lineage: Eukaryota; Metazoa; Chordata; Aves; Anseriformes; Anatidae
Gene: RABL2B
Product: RAB, member of RAS oncogene family like 2B
Exons: 8
Coding region: 53-724 (223 amino acids)
Cellular component (GO): Golgi apparatus; endosome
Molecular function (GO): GTP binding; GTPase activity
Source: RefSeq, a predicted model, not a curated record
CGGCGGCGGGGCGGCGCGUGUCGCGUAGCAGCGGGGACGCGGAGGCGGCGCCAUGGCGGAGGCGGCGGCGGCGGAGCAGGCCCGGGAGGAGGCCGCGGCCGGCGCCGAGGAGGCCGUGAAGAUCAUCUGCUUGGGCGACAGUGCCGUGGGCAAGUCCAAGCUGCUGGAGAGGUUCCUACUCGACGGAUUCCGCCCCCAGCAGCUCUCCACCUUCGCCCUGACGCUGUACAAGCACCGCGCUCGCGUGGACGGGAAGCCGGUCCUAGUGGAUUUCUGGGACACAGCUGGACAAGAGAGGUUCCAGAGCAUGCAUGCAUCCUAUUACCAUAAAGCUCAUGCUUGUAUCAUGGUGUUUGAUGUGCAGCGAAAAGUCACCUACAAGAACCUGAGUAGCUGGUACAAGGAGCUGAGAGAAUUCCGCCCAGAGAUCCCUUGCAUUGUGGUAGCCAAUAAAAUUGAUGCGGAUAUGAAGGUGACCCAGAAAAAUUUCAACUUUGCACGGAAGUUCAGUUUACCCUUUUACUUUGUGUCUGCUGCAGAUGGCACUAAUGUAGUGAAGCUCUUCAAUGAUGCUAUCAAACUGGCCGUUGCUUAUAAACAGAAUUCAGGAGAUUUCAUGGAUGAGGUCAUGCAAGAACUGGAGAGCUUUGACCUUGAGAAGAAGAGUGAGAAUUUGUCGGAUAAGGAGGAGAGCUUUCCUGAAGAGAAGCCCCCAUCUGCCUAAGGACCAGACCCUGAGUCUAUCAUGUCUCUCUGCUCCAGUUGUCAGGGGCUAGUUAGAGCUGUCCUCCACAGAGGAAAGCAAUUUUUCUCAUGCCCUGAGAACUCUGGUGAUGGGCAGCUGGGCCUUUCUCCUUCUUGUCAAUGACCAUGACCUUCGUUGACUGGGCCCUAACCCUCUGCACAACACAGUCAAGGAAGGGGUGAAGUAUCCACACUGUUACUAGUUACCGCGUGCUUCUUCAAGGCAAAGCUUGCUGGGAGAGCUAAGCCACUGCUGGACCUGCAGAGAAGGGUCCUGCCCAGAUGCUUUAAUAGUAUCUACUGGAGAAAACAAACACUAAAGAUUUUUUUAAAGGUUUGAA